AUGUUGAACUGGGUAGCGAAGGUAGUGCCACAGCCCCCUGAUGGACAGGACAGUCUGGGGGAAGAAUCGGCCAUAGUGGUAAACCAUGAUUACAUCACCCACAAGCCCAUUAAUGUGGUCUUUCAAGUUAAAGUCAUCCAAAUCAAACAGGGAGGAAGACCAAACAUCUCAGAGCUCACAGGGCAGAGUGGUAUGAGGAACUGGUUCUCCAAUGGUUUCGUGAGCGCACUGCCCCAACCUGCAGGGAGUCCUCUUCUUUCCAGAGCCAACGUCGAAUCUAAAUCACUUCAAGGAGAAGGUACAGGAGACAGGACUGGAGUUAUUGGUUGGAUCUCACAGGGGAUUGGAAAGGUGGUUCCUCAGCCUGAUGAGAAAUACAGACAACAACAGAUUCCAGACUCUGAAGAAGUCACAGAGAUCUAUGAUGCCAAGGACCUCCCAGAUGUAGAGCCCUUGCCACAUAUACCAGUUGUAGAGAUGUUGUCAGAAGAUGAGCAGUCUGAGGUGGAAACCUCUGCUCAGUUUCCUCCUAAAGUAAUUAGCUGGAUAAAGAGUGGCUUCCAGAACGCUAUGCCUCAACAUGUGAUCAGACCUCCAAAUAAUUCCACAACAUCUUCACCGAGGUCAUCACAGUGCUCAAACAAAGCUUAUUCGCCUCCUCCAGAGUCAAUUACCAGCUUGACCAGUGAGGUUGAUUUCAAAACAACCAGUAUGGUGGGCAGGAUUGUUCACGGUCUUGGCCUUUCACUGCCACAACCAGUGCUGAAAAACAAGGAGGAUGGUGAGAUUGCGCAAAAUGGCAGUGCUAAAUCGAUUCCUGCAGACCUAAUUCUUGAGGAGGUGGAUUCUGAAGAUGAGGCUCAAGCAAAGGAAACAUGUUCUGGACGGCCAAUAAAAACAACUGUAAACCCUCUGCCAUCUCCACAAGCUUGGUCCCAACCACAGACACCUCGGUCACUGGAACAAUCUCUUCCACCGAGUGUAACCACACCCUCGCAAGCACACAUAGAGCUGGAGGAUGCAGAGACCCAAACAGCACGAUGGACACCCAUGAUGGAGAGCAUCAAGAGAGAGGCAGAGGACACUGCUAUAUCAAUUAUGGAGGAACGGUUGAUGCAGGAGCGUCUAGAGAUGGCACGCAUGGCAGAAGAGGUUGCGAGGCAGACAACAGAGAUAGCGUUCAGGGAGUUGGCACAGACUCGGUUUGGCAUUCAGACCAUUGUGGAGGAGCCAGAAGAUAUUGAUCAAGAAUUGCAAGUGCUGCAGGAAGAGGACAGUGAGAUGGAAAUCAUACGGAAUCAAAUUGCAGAGUGUCAAUUACCUUUAGUUAAGGAGUUUGUUCCAGAACAACAGGAGGCAGAGGGGGUAACAGACACUGUAUGCCCAGCUGAAACCCCUGUGGAAGAGUUCACGCCCCCUUCACCGGCCCCCACACAGGAGGAACCAGAGCCUGAAUCUGAACCUGAGCCUGAGCUUGAACCUAAACUUGAACCCAGACCUGAAUCUGAAGACUCUCUAGCUGAGGAGCUCCAUGAGGAAGAGGAGCCAGAGGACUCUGACGUUGAAGCUGAAUCUGCCCCGAUCACUCAGCAACCUCAGUUAAUUUCCAGCAGCUCGGCAUCACAAACGGAUACACCGGUGGAGAGUACAUCAACUGAAGAGGAAAGUAGUGUCCCUUCCAGAUGUGAUGUUCUAAAGAGCUGCCUCAUGCGUAUCCCCUAUGCACCACAGGCCCUGGACAGCUUCAACCAGUUCAUAAAAGACAACAACAUCGACCUUCCCAAAGUGCCUUCCAUGCCCAACUUGCCACCUGCUCUGGCUCAGAUCACCCAACAGCUGCCAUCACUACCCCCUCAACUAGCUCAGAUACCACAACAAAUCGCCCAGCAGAUUUCCAAAAUCCCUCAACAAUUCCCAAACCUGUCCCAGUCACGUUUUAGUGUUCCUCGCCAGUUUCCCAGCUUCCCCGUGCAAUUAUCCGGCUUCCCACAACAGCUGUCAAGCAUUCCACAACAGAUAUCCAGCAUCCCAGAAAAGUUGUCCAACAUUCCACAAAGGCUAGCCAGCAUUCCACAAAAGUUUUCCAUCUUUUCACAACAGGAAUCCAACAAUCCCCAACAACUUUUCAGAAUUCCUCAAACAAUAUCCAGCAUUCCACAAAAGAUAUCUAGCAUUCCACAAACAAUAUCUAGCAUCCCACAAAAGAUCUCCAGCAUUCCACAGUGUGCCCAGCAAUACUACUCUAACAUUCAGAACCGUCUAAACAAACUUAAACCAGAGCAGAUGCACAAGCAGCAACUGCCGAAGACUAGGGAUCUGGAACUGGACCGUCUAGUCCGCCAGUCCCCUCUCCACUCUCCCCGUACCCCCUCGCCCUCCUCCCCAAUCUCUGUGCUAGACCUGCCCAAUGUGCCCUCUUACCCCCGUCUGCCACCCAUCACCCCUUCCAGGCGGUUGUCAGGUGUAGCAAAUCCUGCCUUCCACAUUGAAGAUGACCCUACCUCCGCUAGACCCUCAGUGAGCUCCAGACUGAGUGUACACCCAGCUGUGAAUGUGGAAGAUGUUGAUUCUGAUGGAUUCCAAGGAAGGAGAUCCCACCCUAUACCCCCAAUCAUCAACCCUCAGGACCCCAACCUCAAAACUCUCACUGUGCCUGGUGUCCCUAAAGCCAACCGAACCAGCAAGAGACUUUACUCUCAAGAUGACGAGGAAGAGGAGGAGAUAGAAACCACUGUCAGGGCAUGGCCAAGCCAGGGCAGCAUCAUGAGUGCAGAUGACGGGCUUAAUCAACGGCCUGCCUCUUCAGCCAGCCAGACGAGUACUGUAGUAAACGAGAGAUUACAGGAGCUCGUCAAGCUGUUCAAAGAGAGAACAGAGCGUGUCAAAGAGAAAUUGAUUGAUCCAGAUAACUCAGACGAUGAGACACCACCUGCCUCCCCAGCUAAGCAAGCUCCAGCACCUCCUUCUGAGCCUGCAGCAGAGCAGAAAGUGCCUGAGGCCCCUGCUGAGAAAGAAGAGGAGAGUACUAAAGUUCUGUGCUGUAAGGUGAAACCUCAGUCCAGGAUUGGUCGGCUUCUGCGAUACCGUUUUCCAGCGAGCAUCGACCCCUUCACUAACCUGAUCUACGUACUUUGGCUGUUUUGCGUCUCUUUGGCGUUUAACUGGAAUGCAUGGAUGAUUCCUGUGCGUUGGGCAUUUCCUUAUCAAACGCCAGACAACAUUCAUGUGUGGCUGUUGAUAGACUACCUAUGUGACACUAUCUACAUUCUGGACAUCUUGGCAUUCCAACCCCGACUGCAGUUUGUGCAACACGGGGACAUUGUGAGUGGCAAGAAGGAGAUGAGAAAAAAUUACUUCAAAGCUAUACGAUUCAAGCUGGACGUGGUCAGUCUGCUUCCUCUAGAGCUGCUCUACUUCAAAACGGGGAUUAAUCCACUUCUGCGCUUACCAAGGAUACUAAAGUUCAUGUCUUUCUUUGAAUUCAACAAACGUCUGGAAGCCAUCCUGACCAAUGCUUAUGUUUACAGAGUGGUUCGAACCACCACCUACCUGCUGUAUGCUGUCCACUGCAAUGCCUGUCUCUAUUAUUGGGGCUCAUCAUUCGAGGGUCUGGGUUUCUCAGAUUGGGCCUAUGAUGGGACGGGCAAUAGUUAUAUUCGCUGCUAUUACUUUGCUGUGAAGACUCUGCUGACCAUCGGCGGCCUGCCGGGACCCACAACUCUCUUUGAGAUCGUUUUUCAGCUCAUCAAUUACUUUAUUGGAGUGUUUGUGUUUUCCAUCAUGAUUGGACAGAUGCGAGAUGUUGUCGGUGCAGCCACAGCGGCUCAGACGAACUAUCGUGCCUGUGUGGAUAACACAGUGAAGUACAUGGCCUCCUACCGCAUCCCAAAGGACGUGCAGAACAGAGUGAAAACCUGGUACAGCUACACAUGGCAGUCGCAAGGCAUGUUGGAUGAACAGGAGUUGCUAGUUCAACUACCCGACAAGAUGAGGCUUGACAUUGCAGUGGAUGUCAACUAUUCCAUUAUCAGUAAAGUGCCACUCUUCCAAGGUUGUGAUAGACAGAUGAUUUUUGACAUGCUGAAGAGGCUCCGAUCUGUGGUGUAUCUUCCAGGAGACUAUGUCUGCAAAAAGGAUGAAGUGGGCCGUGAGAUGUACAUCAUAAAGGCAGGGGAAGUCCAGGUAGUUGGUGGUCCAGAUGGGAAAACAGUAUUUGUAACCUUGAAAGCUGGAGCAGUGUUUGGGGAGGUCAGCUUGCUAGCAGUGGGAGGAGGGAACAGACGGACAGCCAAUGUCAUUGCACGUGGCUUUGCCAACCUCUUUAUUUUGACGAAAAAGGACUUGAAUGAGAUCCUGGUGCACUAUCCAGAGUCUCAAAAACUGCUCCGCAGGAAAGCAAAGAAAAUGGUGAAAAAGCCAGCUGUGAAGAAAGAGGAAGAGAAAGAACCGGUCCAGAUUAUUCCUCCUCGUGCCGAGACACCCAAAUUGUUAAAAGCAGCGCUGGAAAUGUCUGAGAAAUCAGGGUUUAAAGGAACAUGGUCCAAACUGAAGGAGAAGAACAACAGAUCCAGUAUCUCCUUGCAGCGCUCCAUCUCUUCUUCUGUGGUGCCCAACUCACCAGUCCAUGAACCGCAGUCAGAGCAAGACGCAGACACUCUGUCUCAGAUAUCAGACAGCUCAAUGCAAAUUCCCACGACCCCCACCGGCACUACAGAUGGGAAUAUAUUUCCUGAAGACGGCCAAGGAGAGGAGGAAGCAAAAUAACAAAGAACUCUUUGGACAGCUGGGAGAGCAUUAAAAUGGUCAAGCAAGACACAGUUGUGCUCUGUGUUUUAGAUCUAAAAUGGGUCAUAGUCUAUGAAAUGGACAGAACUUUCACUUCAUCUAUAUAAUCUACAUAAAAUGUCUUUAAAAUAAAUUUCAAUAGAAUAAAUCAAUAUCACAUGAGCACACAACAGCACGAUUGUUCUAUAAACAAGAGGUUAAUAUUACAUUUCAGGCAAUUAUUUUGUCUCAUUUUGCUCUGCUAACAAAAAUAGUUCUAAAUAAAACCAUAGCAAGAUCAACUGUUGUAUGUCACAGGGUUAACACACAGACUUGGUCUGGUCUGGAACACAGCGAACAUAGACAAGAAAAGUGAUACAAAUAGUUAAGCAUCCCAAGUGCUGUUAUAAUAGAUAUCAGCACACUUGGAACACCACUUGUCCAAUCAGAUUAUAGGACCAGAACGUAUUUUUGUAUAAUAUAUUAAUGCUCAGAAUAUGAGGCAAAUGAUGCCUACAUGGGGUUUAUAGUUUUUAAUAUUAGUUCUAAAAUACAAUUCUUCCUUAUGUGCUCCUGCUAUCCUAAACCAAGAGACAAGUGCCUUAAUAAACCCUGAACACUGUUUAGCACCGUACACAAACUUAAAACCCUGUACUGUCAGAGUCCAGGUUUUGUGGCUGAGCAAUCCUCAUUUGUUGGCUGCCAAAUUAAAGCAAUUUUGUAGCAUUUCUGGAACAGAGUGAGAUGUAACUUUGGCUAUGUGUCAUUUAUUUUGAAUAUUCAUAACUGGUAUUUGCUUAAAAGACAUGGUUUACGGGGUACCUUUCCCUGGGUUACUUCUCCCGGCCACAAUACGUAAAUACUGGAUUAAUGAGUGUGUUGAAGUUGUGCAGAUUUCAAUGUAAAGGUUUGAUGUUAUUCAAAUUAUGAAUGAAAAUUUAGCAGAAGCGUUAUGUGUGUGUGAUGCAUAAUGGUCCAUGCGCACACCGCUUAACCAAAAUGUAUUAGUCAUGUAGGCAAGCUUCUCUGUGUGUUGCCUUUGAGACAAAGGGUGAAAAAGUGUGAAAUGUAAUAUAUUUUCCUCUGUUCAUGAUAUACAGAUGUAGGCAUAAAGUGGUUGACAAAAUAUAAAAAUAAAAUAAAAUAAAAUGGUUGACAGUUUUUCAGAAUAAAGAACAGAUGGAUUGAAGCUUUGGAAAUGAUAUAGGUGUCCAAACAUUUUUGUAUAAACCUUCUCUGAUGAAUUGUUAUCAUUUCUGUUCUUGAUUUUGCCCCGAAAUGAAAGCUUCCUUGAAGUUAGUGUAUUUGCUAAAUAUACAGCAAUCAUUGAGAAGUUAUAUUGUUCUAUUUGUUCUUACAUCAUGCUAAACAAUCGAUAAGGAGAACAUAUAAUUUGGAGCUGGCAGCUAGACAUGAUUUACAAGCUGUUUUGGAGUAAUAUUGACUUGUCAUAUGCAAGUAUUGUUAAUUACUUUUACUGUUUGCUUCUAUAGAGAAUUGCGUAUUACAUUAGCUAUAUUAUGUUGCUGUUGCUGAAUUUUUAAUACAGUAUGUUUUAGUACAUUUUGAGCAGCUAAAAUGUUUCAUGGCCUGAGUAACCACUCCACACUCAAAAAAAUAUUUUAGCCUAUUUUUUAUUUUUUUUACACAUUUCAAUUUCAUAAUAAAAUGCCAUCAAAUUGAAUUGUUUAACUGAAUUAAAUUAAUAUAACAUUAAUAUUUAAAAUAUUUAGGUAUUAAAAGAUUACUCCAUUAAUUUUUUAUGAAUUUUGUUAUUAAAUUGAAAUGUGUAAAUCUUAAAAUAUUUUUUUAAUAGUUCCUCACUUGUAAAUAAUUGUAUUUAAAAUAAUUGUAAAUAAUAGUUAUGUUGAGGAUAAACUAUAAUAUACAUAACAAGGUACAUGCUGCUGGACUAACAUAGCUUGCCUAAAGUGUG
Messenger RNA from Xyrauchen texanus (razorback sucker), 6700 nucleotides. RefSeq lists its product as uncharacterized. Gene Ontology annotation, cellular component: photoreceptor outer segment; intracellular cyclic nucleotide activated cation channel complex; plasma membrane. Gene Ontology annotation, biological process: retina homeostasis; monoatomic cation transmembrane transport. The record is from RefSeq and is a predicted model, not a curated record. NCBI's taxonomy places the organism in Eukaryota, Metazoa, Chordata, Actinopteri, Cypriniformes, Catostomidae. Gene Ontology annotation, molecular function: cGMP binding; intracellularly cGMP-activated cation channel activity; intracellularly cAMP-activated cation channel activity.